GCUCAGUCCUGUUUUAGACAUCGCUCUGUUUGGUGGCUGUAUUGUAAUACGACCGUGUGUAGUAAACUGCGUGGCGUUUUCUGUAAAGGGGGGGUGUGUAGUAGAGAAUUAUCCUUAAGUCUAUCGAGUAUCGGCGGCUUGACAUCGUCAAAGCAAAAGCUCUGCUAUUAUUGAUCAGUGUGAUUUAUAACAGUGGGUAAUAUCAUAUCCAACAGUUCAUUAAAAAAAAUACAGGUGGCAAACUUGAAGUGUCAGUCGACCCUAGGAUCCAGUGUGUACGUGCAUUAUUUGGUGAUAAAUUUUCUCUCGAUUGUUGUAAGACACAUUUUUGCUCGACAAAAUGUUGAUUGGAUUAGUACGAGACUCCGUGAUGCAGUGCUUCUGCCACACGUGUCGAGCCCCUGUGCUGCCGGCAGUCAAUCGACGAUCUGCUCCAACAAAAAAGCCGACCAAAACUCGCACCAAACAGCCAAAAGCGUCCAAAAAAGUAAAGUUCAUAACUACUGAAAUCCGUUGCCAGGAAAAAUCGAAAGGUGGCCUGUGCUACGAGGUAAUUCUUGCGGAACCGGCCGUAAACGUGGCACUUCCAAAACUGCCACCAACGCAGGGAAAAAAUGUUUCCGCUGAGGAAAUUGAGGAGAAGCUAAAGGCUGCAGAGGAGCGCAGACUGUCGCUGGAGGCAAAAAAGAUGGCUGACUGGUCGGCAAAGAUGGCCAAAAUCGAGGAGGCAUCUCGCAAAAAGGAUGAGCUGGACAAGGAAUUCAAAACACACGCCAAAGAGGUGCUGCAUACCAAAAUGGAACAGUACGAGGAAAAGCGGGUACAGCAACUAUCAGAAAUUAAGGAAAAACUAAAGACUCACGCAGCCGAUAUCGAGAAAACGCGACAGAGCUUGGAGCAACAGAAGGUCGAGGAGUUGCAGAAGCAUCUCGAGGAUAAGCUACGAAAUGCUGCCACACUGCGUGACGAUAACAUCAAGAAAAUUUUGGAUCGACUAAAGGAACACAACACUGAUAAGUUGAACGAAGUCCGCGCAACCAUCGACCAGAUCGAAGCACUAAAAACCACCGAAAAGACGCGUAUCAUCGAAAACAAGCUGUCCACUGCCGAGCAAAACCGCGAAAAGGAGCUCCAGAAGAAAUUGGAAAACAUUCGCAAGCACGAAAGACGUGCGGAAUUGGUCCGUCAAAAUAAGGCGGCUCUCGCUCAAAAGACCGAUGUCACGGCUUCGUCCGGUUAAAUUAUGGAGUGAACUAAACAAGCGAAAAAAAAACUCCAAGACCUAAACGGACAAGGAUACGAAGUUUUGCAUGAAUUGUGUGUGUGUAAAGGAGGAGUGCAAGAAGAAAUAGCAUGUCAUAAAAUGUCUUACCCUA
Anopheles merus is the source of this 1376-nucleotide messenger RNA. It is a transcript of the gene stai, whose product is annotated as stathmin. The transcript is spliced from 7 exons. Lineage: Eukaryota; Metazoa; Arthropoda; Insecta; Diptera; Culicidae. Gene Ontology annotation, molecular function: tubulin binding. Gene Ontology annotation, biological process: microtubule depolymerization; regulation of microtubule polymerization or depolymerization; neuron projection development. Bases 341 to 1240 code for a protein of 299 amino acids. The record is from RefSeq and is a predicted model, not a curated record. Gene Ontology annotation, cellular component: neuron projection; cytoplasm.